CCCCAAAAUUAACUUUGUAUCUCAGCAUUCCUUCCUUGCCCCAAAAACCAUUUCUCUUCACCCUCCAAAUUCCUAAAUUUCACUAAUUAAAAAUGGUUUCAGAUAAAAUUGAGCCAAUAACUUUAGCUAUCACUAGUAAACUAAAAGCCCUUUCAAAAUCUACUCAAGAUUUUACUAAUAACAUCCUUGACAACUUAUCACUCUCCAAGCGUCGCCACCCGAUUCAAAUCUUGAAGAGGUUGCAACGAGAGGCAUUUUCUGAUAUCAUGAAACUCAGGGACAGACAGGACAAAGUGGAGCGGUUACUUUCCUUCAAGUCAUCUAAAGUAAGUCCAUUUCAAGAAGCCAGCACCUCUGUAAGAGGAGAGGUAGAAUUAUUGGGGAUGCUGUUAAUGAUCGAUAGAAUUCAUGAAGAUAAUCAAGAUGCCAUUCGUCGAACCGGAAUCAAAACUGGUAUAAAUUCCCGGUUCACUUUCCAAACUACCAUUCAGGAAGAUGAUUCUCUUACAGCAGAGUUUGUAGCAAGUGACAAAGGGCAACUUGAUGCUUUAUCUAGUCCACUUUCACUAGCUAAAGUGCUUUAUGCUACAAAUAUUAAUGACCGGUGCGCGUUAACUGCUGCUCCAUUGGGAGCUAAAUGCAACGAUGUUGGCCUUACGGGUCCCUUAGUUGGUGGACCUCCAAUACUUAACCAACACAUUGGUAGUGGAAUUAACUUAACGGUGAAAAGAUCUAAUGUUAUUGUUUCAUUGGCUCAGUUUGUAUCUUUUAUGGGAACUCAAAUUGAUAAUUCACGGGCGACUCAUUGUUUAAGCACUUUCGGUCAAGUUGCAUGCCAACUAUCAGGAAGUACUAAACUCUUGCUUUUGGGUCUGCACAAAAUACCCAAAAUUUCAAGUGAUAUAUCUCUUGGUCCAAUAGCUUUACCAAUUGGUAUGUUUAGAUACCGUAAAAGUGAUGUGGACGCACUUGAUGGUUCGUUUGGGUCUACUGCUUUGGUUCUUGAGUCGAAUCUUGAUGCAAGCACAAGAGUAGGAGGGUGGAUUGAGAUGAACAACUCUGGCGCUAGAAAUCUACAUUGGGGUGUGUCGAUAUCUGAUCUUCCUGAAGAUGAUUUUGGGUGGGGGUUGAGGUUGGGUGGGUCGAAAAAUUGGGAUCAUUAUGAAGUUGAAGCAUUUUCAAAGAUAAUGUUUGGGGAUAAGUUUUCGGUACACCCUUCACUUGUGUAUGUGAUAGAUGGUUCAACUCAAUUUCCAGCAUUAACUGUGAAGUCUAGUUGGUCUUUUUAAUUGCAUAAAUGUAACUCCCAUCUUUUUUUAGGAGAGUUUUUAGAAACUUUGGCUCAUAUUCUUCCAACAUGAUCAACAUAUGCUAUGUAGACGAAUUUAUAGCUAAUAUUCAAGAAAAGUUUAACCA
Molecule: messenger RNA, 1416 nt
Organism: Erigeron canadensis
Lineage: Eukaryota; Viridiplantae; Streptophyta; Magnoliopsida; Asterales; Asteraceae
Exons: 2
Coding region: 93-1289 (398 amino acids)
Source: RefSeq, a predicted model, not a curated record